UGGUAAUUUAAAUUUCAGAAUACAAUGCAACAUUUGAAUAAGCAGUUGGAUUUCAGGUGUGCGACAGAAUAGUGGAUCGAUAACAACCCCAGUCGAGUGGCUGGGAACAUGGCGGUCCACCAAGUGCACGCAGACAGGACCACAGAUCCGUAUGGGCGAUCGUGGUCCAGGAUCGUGUGAUGGGAGCUGUAAAUGGGAGGAGCGGCCGAUCGCCAGUCAGGUCCACCUUCUGUCCCGUCUGUCCGUGUAUGUGUUGUCCUCGUCCUUGCAUGCGACGUCCUGAGUAGGUGCUGCUGUCCUAAAAGGGACCAAGACAAUCACCUGUCUGGGCAUGGUUUGGAAACUUGGCGCAUGUGGGGAACGCCUCUUUGUUUCACACGAUGAAGAGCCGCUUUCACCGAUUCUUCUCACAGUGGAGCAGUCAGGAGUACCCCAAUGUACCAGUAUAAGCUCCUUAUUGCUGAAAUUCCUCGUUUUCAAACCUUAG
Haemonchus placei is the source of this 487-nucleotide messenger RNA. Lineage: Eukaryota; Metazoa; Nematoda; Chromadorea; Rhabditida; Trichostrongylidae. The record is from the annotation of a GenBank genome assembly.